Glycine soja is the source of this 738-nucleotide messenger RNA. RefSeq names its product non-specific lipid-transfer protein 2-like. NCBI's taxonomy places the organism in Eukaryota, Viridiplantae, Streptophyta, Magnoliopsida, Fabales, Fabaceae. Bases 198 to 485 code for a protein of 95 amino acids. The transcript has a single exon. The record is from RefSeq and is a predicted model, not a curated record. Gene Ontology annotation, biological process: lipid transport.
GAAAUUGCUUUUAUUGUAGUCAGCAUCAUCGUCCUAAGGUCAGGUAAUGUUUAUUGCUUACACAAAGUAAUAUUAGAUUCUGUCCCGUACCAAGCUUCCCCUUCCACUAUAAAUAGUGAAGAGAGGCACACCCUUAUGCAUCCCUGUGUGUCUUAGUCUUAAUUAAGAGUCUCACCCUUCUUAGUCUCUCUUUGAAAAUGAAGACCUCAUAUGCAACAUUGUGCAUCAUGCUUACUUUGCUUCUUCUAGGUCAGAGUGAGUUGUUGUGUAUGGCAGCAGUGACGUGUAACGCGUUGCAGCUGAGUGCAUGUGCCAGCGCCAUCACGUCCUCAACUCCUCCUUCAGCUCUUUGCUGUAGCAAACUGAAGGAACAAAGGCCUUGCCUUUGCCAGUAUUUGAAAGACCCCAACCUCAAGAAGCUUGUUAACUCUCCUAAUGCUAGGAUGGUAGCUAAUGCAUGUGGUUCCCCAUUCCCCACCUGCUAGAAAGAAUUCAGUAUUUCACUAGUCUCUCUCAAUCCAACCACUAUAUAGGAGCAUCUUAUGUGUUUUUUCUGUGUAAUGUACUCUGUUUUGCUUGGGAUCAUCAAGUGGGACAGGUCCUCUGCUUGUCCCUCAGUGGUGUGGUCGUGCUACAACGAUGUGUGUCCCUUGUUGGAGAAUUUGAUCUUGUACCACUUUUUGCAUCUAUUAAUGAAUAUGUAUGUGGUUUUUGCUGAUUCUGAGCGCUCAGCUUUUA